AUGAAGCCCUUCCGCAGAAGACAAUGCCUGCAUGUGGUGUUAUCGGCCGUCCUCUUGGUGCAAAAUGCUCUCGCAAUACAGCUCGACCUUAACAGCACCGACUCAAUAAAAGCCGCCGCCAAAAUUGUCGCCAACGAGAUGGUGUCAUAUUAUACAGGAUACCGACCUGGAGAUGUCCCUGGAAAUCUCCCUGCUCCGUAUUACUGGUGGGAAGCUGGUGCCAUGUUUGGCGCACUCAUUGACUACUGGUACUUCACGGGCGACGACUCAUUCAAUGAGAUCACCACCCAAGGCAUGCUCCAUCAAGUUGGCCCUGACAACGAUUUCAUGCCACCCAACCAGACAAAGACCGAGGGAAACGACGACCAGUCUUUCUGGGGGAUGGCCGCUCUCUCUGCGGCAGAAAACGUCUUUCCCAAUCCUCCAUCAGACCAGCCACAAUGGUUGGCUCUAGCUCAGGCCGUCUUCAACACGCAGGCGGCGCGCUGGGACACGACCUCGUGUGGAGGUGGUUUGAAGUGGCAGAUUUUCGCGUUCAACAACGGGUACAAUUAUAAGAAUACCAUCUCGAAUGGGUGCUUUUUCAACAUGGGUGCUCGUCUGGCGGUCUACACCCAAAACCAGACGUAUGCCGACUGGGCGGAUCGCAUGUGGGAUUGGGUAUCGGCCAUCGGUCUGCGGGACGCGCAGUACAACUUUUUCGACGGGAGCGACGACACUAUCAACUGCACCCAGCUCGACCAUAUUCAAUGGACAUACAACGCCGGCACAUUUCUUGUCGGAGCUGCCAACAUGUACAAUUUCACCGGUGGCAGUCAAGUCUGGGAGGACAGAAUAAAUGGGAUCAUUGCGAGGCUUAGUGUCUUUCUGGAUAACAAUAUUCUCAAGGAAGUCGCCUGUGAAGGCGUCAACGCCGACGGUUCCAGUACCUGCGAUGUCGAUCAACGCUCUUUCAAGGCUUAUCUAGCUCGAUGGAUGGCAGCGGCAAUGAUCAGAGCGCCUUUCACCUACCCGCUCUUGAAACCGCUCUUGGAAACUUCGGCUGCAGCUGCAGCUUCAGUCUGUACAGGAGGUGUUAAUGGCACUUCAUGUGGGUUGCAAUGGUACACGGGCCAAUUCGAUGGCAGUACUGGAGUCGGAGAGCAAAUGUCGGCCUUGGAAGUCAUCCAAUCCAAUUUGGUCACCCAGGUCGCCCCUCCUGUUACUCAGAAUUCCGGAGGAACCAGUAAGGGAGAUCCCAAUGCUGGCACGCAAAGCCCGAUCGGUCCCCAGGAUCUGAACAAGGAGGUUGUUACCACAGCGGAUAAAGCUGGAGCGGCGAUCUUGACUGUUUUGUUGAUUCUCUUCAUUGUGGGAGGCGCAUGGUGGAUGGUUCUCUAG
Messenger RNA from Fonsecaea multimorphosa CBS 102226, 1380 nucleotides. RefSeq lists its product as uncharacterized. The record is from RefSeq and is a predicted model, not a curated record. Gene Ontology annotation, biological process: carbohydrate catabolic process; fungal-type cell wall biogenesis. The coding region runs from base 1 to 1380 and encodes 459 amino acids. The transcript is spliced from 2 exons. NCBI's taxonomy places the organism in Eukaryota, Fungi, Ascomycota, Eurotiomycetes, Chaetothyriales, Herpotrichiellaceae. Gene Ontology annotation, molecular function: mannan endo-1,6-alpha-mannosidase activity.